AUCACCUACGCGCCGACUAAUACGCCAUUUCUAUCGUCAAACGUUCUGGUAUCGACUUAUAACGUGUCGACAUCAGCAAACGCGUUCGACAGUUUAAACGAUUGUUUAUUGUUCAACAGAGUACACAUACAUAUACACAGACCCACGGUACCCAAUUCUAUAAAACGUUUUUAAACGGAGAGUUCGAAAAAAGGAAAACAGUUACGAUGUUGUUACGAUAUUAUCGAGAAUUAAAUAACAUCGUUGUAAUUAUUCCCAAGGAUUUUUCAACUCGAUUACGCGCAACAUUUGUUUAAAUAAAUUACGUUGAUACGAGAUAAAAUCAUAUAUUAUACAUUUUGUCUUAACUUGGAGCGAUUUUAAUCGACAUACGAUCGAAGAAGGAGACCAACAACAAAACAUUCGGAAAGGUGACCGAAAAAUCUUCUAUUCGCCUGCAUUGCGGAUUAAAGUUCGUAAUAUCAAAUCUUGGUCGGUUAGAUUCGAUCGAUAAAGUGUCGUGGUCUUCAUCGGUUGGAAGAGAAGGAGAGAAGAAGAAGAAAAUAAAACAAAACAAAAAUAAAAAGGCUAGGGUUUUUUUGGAAAGAUCUUCUAUGCGGCAAGAACCCCAAAGCGGCUUGAAAACGCGACCUCCGGUCGAUCUCGGUGGUCUUCAUCACGGCGGGGUCAUGCUCGAGGAAGACAUGGCCGGUGCCCAGGACACAAUUUACCUUUGCAAUUUUCGCGUGUCCGUUGACGGUGAAUGGCUCUGUUUGAAGGAACUCCAGGACGUCGAGUUUUCUUUACAAGACUCGAUACAACGUUCACCUUCCCCACCUUUACCUUUAAGUGGUAUUGAUCAUCCUCAUCGUCGUCGGCAACAACUGUUAUCCGAUCAGCGGGAUUUUCGCGAUGCAUUGCCACCAACUCCUCCACCGCCGCCGCCAUUGCGUCACGUCUCAAGCUUGUCACGAGACCCGGUGAUCAUCGAAAGGAGUAAUCUUGUAAACAUUUCUAAAUUGAUCGUGAAAGAGCUCAUCGAAACUUCAUUGAAAUAUGGACGCAUGCUCGAUUCGGAUCACAUGCCUCUGCAACAUUUCUUCAUCGUUUUAGAACACGUACUCAGGCAUGGUUUACGACCGAAGAAGGGUUUACUUGGACCCAAGAAGGAGCUUUGGGACAUCCUUCAACUCGUGGAGAAAUACUGUUCUGAAGCACAAGAUAUUACAUCCAGUAUUCGCGACUUGCCGACGGUUAGAACUGCCAUGGGCCGGGCGCGUGCCUGGCUUCGUAUGGCACUCAUGCAAAAGAAGUUAGCUGACUACCUAAAGGUUUUAAUCGAUCACAAGGAUGACAUUUUGUCUGAAUAUUUCGAACCGGAUGCUUUGAUGAUGAGCGAGGAAGCUAUAGUGGUAAUGGGCUUGUUAGUUGGUUUGAAUGUGAUCGAUUGUAAUUUCUGCGUAAAGGAAGAAGAUCUCGAUUGUCAACAAGGUGUGAUCGAUUUUUCGUUAUAUUUGCGUAAUAGCAAUCACAUACCUGGAGAAUCACCUGAUGACGAACUAGAAAAUGACAACAUGACAACUGUCCUCGAUCAAAAGAAUUACAUCGAGGAACUUAAUCGACAUUUAAAUGCAACCGUGACGAAUCUCCAAGCGAAACUUGAAUCUCUAACUACGACGAAUGCAUUAAUGAAAGAAGAUUUGUCUAUCGCAAAGAAUAAUUUUCUAUCGUUGCAAGAAGAGAAUAGGCAACUUAAGAAAGAAUUAGGCAUAGAAAUAAAAGAUGCUAAUGAGAACGGCAAGGCUCCUAUUAAAAUAACGGAAACUACGACGGAAAUCGAAGAACUUCGAAGUAGACUCGAAUCGGAGAGAAAAUUGCGACAGGACACGGAAAGGGAAUUACAAUUACAGAUAAGUAUGAAGUCCGAGAUGGAGGUGGCGAUGAAAUUGUUAGAAAAAGACAUCCACGAGAAGCAGGAUACCAUAAUAUCGCUUAGGCAACAACUCGAUGACAUCAAACUGAUCAACUUGGAGAUGUACAAAAAAUUACAGGAAUGUGAAGCUUCCCUUAAGCAUAAGACAGAACUGAUCAAAAAAUUGGAGGCUAAAACACUCUCGAUGACCGAGACAUUCCAGAAACUGGAUGAACAGCGCAAGGAAUUGGACGGAGUUAAAGCAAGGACCGAGGAGAAGGCCAAGGUUUUAGCUGCCGAGGCUGCUGAGAGGACAGCACGAGCCAAGGAUUUUGAGAGGGAAUUACGAGUUGAACGGGAAUGGAGAACGUCUCUUCAAGAAUCAUCAAUCUCGAACGCGGAAAGGAUUUCUCAAUUGCGUCAAGAAAACGAUCAGCUUAAACAAAUGUCCGAGAAAUACGUAACACUCCAGGAAGAAUAUUACGCGUUAAAGGAAAUCUGUUCGGAACAAGAAAUAACUCUCGAGGAACUUGGGAUGCAGUUGAGCGCAGCUAAACUUGCGACGGUCGAAUUACGGGAGGCUGCUGACAAUGCACAACGGCAGUCGCAGCAAGAUGGCGGCGGUAGUGCAUGGGCGGACGAUCGACAGGUAACCCAUUGCAAGGGUUGUAAUCGUGAGUUCAACAUCACUCGUCGUAAGCACCACUGCCGUCAAUGUGGAAAUAUAUUUUGCAAGAACUGCAGCGACAAUACAAUGUCAUUGACUGACAAUUCUAAACAAGUUAGAGUAUGCGACGAGUGUUACGUUUUGUUGGUUGGCCGAUACUCGGUUAUGCUUUAACUUGUAAUUCUUUUAAUGAGAUUAUAUUGAAGGUGUAACAUGUAAGGAAGAAAAGGAAGAAGAAAAAGAAGAAAAAUGAAAGAGAAGAAAGAAAGGAGAAUCGGAAGAAAAUAGAAUGGGGAUCUAUGAUGGAAUAAGACGCCUUUUACCUCUCUCUCUCUAUCUCUCUCUCUCCUAUUUUCAUUGUCUAUUCUUAGCACGCAUUUUGACGGACGAAAAAGUAGAGUUCGAACUUUCCUGCUUCUUGAUAUUUUCUUACGUUUACUUUUAUCCCUUUUUUUUACCUUCCCCCACACGACCCACACCCACCCCGGUUCCGGAAACUUUUUCUUAUACAAGUAUAAUACUUUUCUCAACCGAGAAACCGGUAUAACAAAUUUUUCUACAAUUUUCAUCUACCUACCAAGCCGAUUCUUUCAAUAUUUUUUUUUCUCCC
Polistes canadensis is the source of this 3168-nucleotide messenger RNA. Its product is annotated as protein RUFY3. Gene Ontology annotation, molecular function: metal ion binding. NCBI's taxonomy places the organism in Eukaryota, Metazoa, Arthropoda, Insecta, Hymenoptera, Vespidae. Gene Ontology annotation, cellular component: cytoplasm. Bases 594 to 2732 code for a protein of 712 amino acids. The transcript is spliced from 12 exons. The record is from RefSeq and is a predicted model, not a curated record.